AUGACGACGAGGACGACGACGAGGAAAACGAAGCGUGGUUUUGAUGGUGGCAAAGAAGACGACGGUAAUAAUGGGAACAACGCGAAAAAACGAACCGUGGCGGAAUUGAAAUCGGAAUUAUCGAAACGCGAGUUACCCACCGACGGGGUGAAAGACGUCCUGUUGAACAGAUUGGAGAAGGCUUUGAGAGAAGAAGAAGUUCAAGAAGAAGAGAAAAGGAGUGGGACGACGAAGAGUAGGAAACGACCGCGGAAAGAAGACGAAGACAAAGAGGGAGGAGAAGAUGACGAUGAUGAUGAAAAUGUCGCCGCUGGAGCAACAACAACAACAACAACGACGACGACGACGAGAAGAAGAAGAACGAAAGAAGACGAUGAUAAAGACGAUGAAAAUGAAAAUGAAAAGAAGAAAUCGAACAACAACAACAACAACAACAACGAAAUGAGUACGACGCGGAAACAACCACCUCCGCCGCCGUUGCGAAGAGGUCGAUCGAGAUCGAAAAGCGCGGAGCCGUCGCCACCACCGCCAAUGCAGGAUGACGCCGUCGAGAAGAAACAGGGGGCAGGUAAAGAAGAAAAAGAAGAAGUAAUAAAGUUAGAAACGAUUAAAGAAGAAGGGGAAGCGAAGAAGAACAGUAGCGCCGCCGCCGCCGCCGCCGCGAUGAGAGGAAAAAUGCAGAAAGCGAAGGAGUUGAUGAAGAAGCAAAAAGCGUUGGCGGAGAAGAUGAAGAUGAAAAAGAUGGAAGCAGCGGGAGGAGCGUCGCUGCUGCCGCCGCCACCGUCAUUACCACCACCGCCACCACCGCCACCAGUAGCAGCGACAGCGCAACCACCGAUAUCGGCGCAACGCGCCAUCGAAAAAGCGCGAGAAACCGCCGCCCGAUUGGCGGCGUUGCAACAUCAACAGAAAAAGAAUACGAAAACCAGCACGGAAGCUAAGUUUGAAAAGACCGGUCCGGCGCCGGUUUUACGCGUCAACGAGAAAGGUCAAGAGGUGGACGAAAAUGGGAAAGUCAUCGUUCGAGCGAAAGAUUACUCGGCGACGACGAAAGUCAACGAAAAGCAAAAAAUGAGAGAGGCGUUUUUACAAGCCGAACGCGAAGUGGCGAUGGAAGAGAUGCGACGACGAGGCGAUACAGCCGCCGGCGGGAAAAAAGACGAGGGGACGAAAGAGGACAUGAUCGAUCCCGAAAUUGCGGUGAAGCAGAAACACAACAGGAAGAAACCGUCGCUUCAGGUGAGUCUUAUUUAG
Bathycoccus prasinos is the source of this 1254-nucleotide messenger RNA. RefSeq lists its product with no specific name. The transcript has a single exon. Bases 1 to 1254 code for a protein of 417 amino acids. The record is from RefSeq and is a predicted model, not a curated record. NCBI's taxonomy places the organism in Eukaryota, Viridiplantae, Chlorophyta, Mamiellophyceae, Mamiellales, Bathycoccaceae.